Molecule: messenger RNA, 6171 nt
Organism: Menidia menidia (Atlantic silverside)
Lineage: Eukaryota; Metazoa; Chordata; Actinopteri; Atheriniformes; Atherinopsidae
Source: the annotation of a GenBank genome assembly
AUGGCCAGGCUCGCCGACUACUUUGUUGUGGUCGGUUACGACCUCGACAAGCGAGUGGAUGGUGAAGGUCAAGGCCGCAUAAUCCAGCGAUUCCCUGAGAAAGACUGGGAGGACAGUCCGUUCCCACAAGGCGUUGAGCUGUUCUGUCAGCCCAGCGGUUGGCAACUGGCUCCCGAGUGGCAGCCAGCUUCCUUCUUCGUUGCGGUUUUGACUGACAUCAACUCAGACCGUCACUACUGUGCCUGCUUUACCUUCUGGGAGGGCCUGGACAAUCCACAGAAGUCUGAGGCCAGUGAGGCCGAUGAGGCAGACGAGGAACCCUCUGUUGUCCAAUCAGCUAAAGUCUUUGCCCCCAAAAGCCUGGUGCUGGUAUCUCGGCUCGAUUACACUGAGAUGUUUAGGAACUGUCUGGGUUUGAUUCACACCAUCCAUGUAGAUGGCCUGACUGUCCCUUUGGAAACAGUGAUUGGAAAUCUCCUGACUUGUAUCAUCCCUAUUGCUGGAGGCUCUCAGAUAGAUGAGUCCCCAGUUUGUAGUUUAGACAAAGUUCCCCAGGCCCUGGCCUGUGACUGGCUCCUGGCCUGUCUCCAGCCGAACCUGGAGGAGAGAGAAGAGAGUUUGAGGACAAUAACAUUAGGUGCAGGCGACCGGCAAGUUAUCCAGACCCCAAUUAACGACGCCUUACCUGUAAGCGGCAGCAGUGUGGCCCAGCUCUUCAGACAGCUUGGCAUUAUCAACGUGCUGUAUUUGUUUUGUGCUGCCCUUACGGAGCAUAAGAUCCUGUUCCUGUCAAGCAGCUAUCAGAGACUAACUGAUGCCUGUCGAGGGCUGCUGGCCAUAAUGUUUCCCCUCAAAUACAGUUUUACUUAUGUUCCCAUCCUGCCGGGAAAACUACUAGAGGUCCUGAGCACUCCCACCCCCUUCAUCAUUGGUGUCAACUCAUUUUUCCGCUCGGAGACACAAGAACUGUUGGAUGUAAUUAUUGCUGACCUGGACGGAGGCACCGUUACCAUCCCUGAAUGUGUCCACAUAUCCUUGCUGCCUGAACCUGUACUCCAGCAGACCCAGACAGCACUCUCCAUGGUUUUGGAUCCAGAGUUGGAGUUUGCUGAUCAUGCCUUCCCUCCACAGUCCCUGCAACCCUCUGCACUCAAAAUCCAGGCAAGGAAGAUGUACAUACUAGAUAAGGAGAUCCGAGCAGUCUUCCUAUGGCUGUUUGCACGGCUUUUCCAGGGCUACCGUUGGUGUUUACACAUAAUACGCAUUCAUCCAGAACCUGUGAUCCGCUUCCAUAAGGCAGCCUUCCUGGGUCAGAGGGCGCUGACGGAGGACGACUUCCUCAUGAAGGUGUUAGAUGGCAUGGCAUUUGCAGGUUUUGUGUCAGAGAGGGGUCCUCCCUACAGAGCCACUGACCUGUUUGACGAUCUGGUAGCCAAUCAGGUGGAGCGGAUACGUCAGGAAGAGACAUGUCCGCAUAAAGUCAUGAGCCAUGUCAAGGAGCUGGCCGAGCAGCUAUUCAAAAACGAGAAUCCUUACCCUGCUGUGGCCAUGCACAAAGUCCAGCGACCAUCAGAAAACAACCAGAACUCUGCACAGAAUCAGACGCUUUUCCCUGUUGUGGAUGAUGUCGCGGUACAGCUUUUCAUCGAUCAUGCCGCUUCCAAGCUGAAGAGUGCUCCUCCCGUGGUGAAGGUGGAGGUCAAGAGCAUGGUGCCAUCUGGACCACCGCUAGGAGACAUUGUGGACAAGAAUUGCAACGUGAUGGCUAAUAGUGCUCGUAGGCUAGAAGUGGUCAGGAACUGCAUCACAUACAUCUUUGAGAACAAAAUGUUAGAGGCCAAGAAGCUAAUGCCAGCUGUACUGCGGGCGUUGAAAGGACGGGCAGCCCGGGUUUGUUUGACACAUGAGCUCAAUCAGCAUGUCCUACAGAAUCGAGCUGUCCUGGAUGACCAGCAGUUUGACUACAUUGUUCGCAUGAUGAACUGCACCUUACAAGAUUGUUCACAUAUGGAUGAGCAUGGCAUCGCAGCCGCACUUCUUCCACUUGUCACAGCCUUCUGCCGAAAACUGGGUGCAGGCAUCACCCAGUUUGCCUAUAGCUGUGUACAGGAGCACAUGGUGUGGACUAACAUGCAGUUUUGGGAGGCCAUGUUCUACAGUGAUGUCCAAAACCACAUCAAGGCUCUCUAUUUGGAAACAGAGGAUGGAGAUCAGCAGGGCAACUCGCUGGACGAAUCUGGAGACAGAAAGGAAAUUGGUGCCCUGGAGCUCGCGUCAGAGCAGAACCGGCUGUGGCCGACGCUCAGCAAGGAAAUGCAGAUGGAGCGCGUGCAGAAGGAGGAGAGUACUGUGUUCAGCCAGGCCAUCCACUAUGCCAACAGGAUGAGCUACCUGCUGCUGCCGCUGGAUACCAGCAAGAACCGGCUGCUGAGGAGCUCAGGGCUUGGGGAUGUAGAAAGUGUUAGCAACAGCUAUGUCACAAACAGUAUUGCAGGCAGCAUGGCAGAGAGCUAUGACACAGAGAGUGGCUUCGAAGAUGCAGAGAGCUCCGACGUGGCCAACUCCGUGGUGCGCUUCAUAAACCGCUUUGUAGACAAAGUCUGUAACGAGAGCGGCGUGACAAACGAGCACCUGAAAGCCCUCCACUCCAUGAUACCAGGUAUGGCACCACAGCUUCUGAUCUCUAUUUGCACCAUUAAGGAGCAUCACGCCAAACAUUACAGGGAAAAAUAUGUCGUUGCAGAUAUUGUCCAGAUGCACAUUGAGACAUUGGACGCAGUCCACAGAGAGAGUAAAAGGCUGCCUCCGAUCCAAAAGCCCAAGCUGCUGAGGCCAACUCUCCUGCCUGGCGAGGAGCUGGUGAUGGACGGCAUGCGAGUCCACCUGAUUCCAGAUGGCCGUGAGGAGGCAACGGGCCUAAUGGGCGGUCCACCUCUUCUUCCUGCCGAAGGCGCCAUCUUCCUGACAACUUAUCGCCUUAUCUUCAAGGGCACACCUACUGACCCACUGGUGGGAGAGCAGGUUGUUACUCGCUCCUUCCCUAUUGCAUCUCUAACCAAGGAGAAAAGAAUUUCAGUCUCCUUAACCAUGGACCAGUAUGUCCAAGAGGGUCUCCAACUAAGAUCAUGCACCUUCCAAUUAAUGAAGAUUGCAUUUGAUGAGGAGGUUGCGUCAGACCUAGCUGAAGUUUUCAGGAAGCACCUGCAUAAGUUGCGUUACCCUCAGCACGUCCAGGGUACCUUUGCUUUCACUGUGGGUCAGUCUGGAAAACUGGUGGUGGAACACAAAACGAAGGACAAAAACCAGUCGCUAAAAACACUUUCCAAAAACCUGGUAAAGACUGCUAAGAGGACCAUUGGUCGGCAGUAUGUGACAAGGAAGAAGUAUUCUCCGCCCACUUGGGAGAACAGAGGCAGCUUCCAGUCGGAGUUGGAUGAGGAUGAAAUCUCAGUCUCGGAGGAAGUGGAUCAGAGCUCCCUCACCCUCUCUUCCACCAUGCGCUCCUCAGACAGACAAACAAUGAGCAACGUUGUGGAGCGUGCCUGCUGCCGCGACUACCAGCGUCUGGGUCUUGGCACGCUCAGUAAUAGCCUGACCCGGUCGAAGAACGAGCCCUUCAGAAUUUCCACUGCGAACCGCAUGUACACUGUCUGCAGAAGCUACCCUGGCCUGCUGAUCGUCCCUCAGAACAUCCCAGACUCAACCAUCCAUCGAAUUUGCCGCUGCUACAGACAGAAUCGUUUCCCCGUGGUGUGCUGGAGGAAUUCUCGGACCAAAGCUGUGUUGCUGCGCUCAGCGGGCCUGCACGCAAAGGGGGUGGUGGGCUUCUUCAAGUCCCCCAACGCACCCACUUCAGUGCCGUCUCAGGCAGACUCAACCAGUUUGGAACAAGAAAAGUACCUACAGGCCAUCAUCAGCUCCAUGCCGUCUUACAGUGAGAGCAGUGGCAGGAACACUUUGAGUGGUUUCACGUCCACACAUAUGAAUACCUCUGACUCGUCCGAUAAGUUGAGAAACCCCAAGAUAGGAGCGCUGAUGAAGCAGGUGAUGGGCUCCAAGGAGGAUGUUCCUGGAACCUUCAGCAGAGGAGCUGUUGGUCAAAGGGCCAAAGUCAUCUCCCAUUCUCAGCCCAAAGUGUCUGGCAAGGCCAGGAACCCUGCUAGAGGUAAAUGGGGCAGCAUCCGGGGCAGUGGGCGUCUAAGUGCCUACAAUCCAGAUGUGGGGACUCGUCUGGCUGGGAAGGAGUCUCCGCAGCCCAAUGGCGGACCUACUGAGGUGCUCUUCCUCCGCCAGCAGAGGGCCUACCUCUACAUCAUCGGGGACAAGGCCCAGCUCAAGGGAGGAAAACAGGACUCGUUCCAGCAGUGGGAGGUGGUCCCCAUCGAGGUGUGCGAUGUGCGGCAAGUGAAGAACAGCUUCAAGAAACUGAUGAAAGCCUGUGUGCCAAGCUCUUCGAGCACGGAGCCCAACAUGAGCUUCCUGCGCUGCCUAGAAGACUCAGAGUGGAUGACCCUGCUGCACAGGGUGCUGCAGGUGUCCGUGUUGGUGGUAGAGCUUCUUGACACCGGCUCAUCGGUCAUGGUCAGCCUGGAAGAUGGCUGGGACGUCACCACACAGGUUGUGUCCUUGGUGCAGCUGCUGUCGGAUCCCUAUUACAGAACCUUUGACGGUUUUCGGCUGCUGGUGGAGAAGGAAUGGCUGUCGUUCGGUCACAGGUUCAGCCACCGUGGAGCUCAAACGCUGGGAAGCCAGAGCAGCGGCUUCACCCCUGUUUUCCUCCAGUUCCUCGACUGUGUUCAUCAGAUCCAUCUCCAGUUCCCCAUGGAGUUUGAGUUCAGUCAGUACUACCUAAAGUUCCUGGCCUACCACUACGUAUCCAACCGUUUCCGCACAUUCCUGCUCGACUCGGACUACGAGCGCAUUGAGCUGGGAGUACUCUACGAAGAGAAAGGCGAGAGGAAAAGUCCUCAGGUGUGCAAAUCCGUGUGGGACUACAUCGACAAACUCAACAAGAAAACUCCCAUUUUCUACAACUACAUGUUUUCUCCCGAGGACGACGAGGUGUUGCGGCCUUAUACCUUCAUCUCCAACCUGAAAGUUUGGGACUUCUACAUGGAGGAAAUGCUGUCCGAAGGGCCAUCGUACGACUGGGAGCUGAGGGGUCGGCAGGAGCGAACGGCAGACGAAGCGGCGGCAGAGAAGCCCGACACCAGUGCCCCCAAAUCCCAGCGCGUCAUCGUGUGGCCUUGCUACGACAACCUCAGCAAGGCCGUGCCUGACGCCAUCACCAAACUCCUGCAGGACGUGCAGAGCCUGGAGGCCGAGCUCGGCCAGACGUCGGAGAAGUGGAAGGACAUGUGGGACAAAAUCAAGGGGACACAGAGGACCGAGACUAAACUGGAGAGCAAGCUGUCGUUCUCCAGCUCCCUGCUCAUGUCGUCCAACCUGAGCCACCAGCGCCGCUCUCAGGGAGUCUACCUGCAGGAGAGCGGCGUGGGGUCGUCCAUCAACCUGGGGCUGGACUGCGAGGCCAGUGCCACCUCCACACCGGUGGCAGGCCGGCCCAGCACGAGCACGCUCUACAGCCAGUUCCAGAGCCACGAAAGCGAGAACAGGUCCGCACACGCCACUUCGAAGCAGUCUAGUUUAUGUCUCCGUCUCCAGCUGAGAUACUACGAGACCAGACAGGACAAGGAGUGCAAAGGGGUGAUCGAGCUGGCCGAGGUGGAGUCUGUCACAGCAGGAACGCCAGCCAUGGGAGCGCCGAAAAACAUAGAGGAGAAAGCCUUCUUUGAUCUGAAGACGACCAAACGAGUGUACAACUUCUGCGCCCAGGACAGCCUGAACGCUCAGCUGUGGAUGGACAGUGUUCAGAGCUGCCUGUCGGACGCAUAGAGAGGAAAAAAAAAAAAAAGACUCCUCACCACGGAGGCAUCAGGGUGGGGCUGCUGCCCAACGAAGGCCUCUGUUUGCAGAAAAACAGGACGGAGAAGGGGCCUUUCACCACUAGCACCAUUCUGUUCUCUCUCGUGUUGGAACUUAUCCUACGUCGUAACGUUUCAGAAUUGUUUUGUUAUAAAAAAAAAAAAAAGGUAAAAGAAAAAAAAAAAAAUGUUCCAGAAGAACCACUUCCUGUUGUAGCUGCAGCCUCUUACCCACCCCCCCCCCCCC